GGCAAAACUAGUAGCCAGCUGUAUGAAGGAACUGAUGUAGCACAGCAAAUGCAAGCUGAGAACAUGGUCUUGGAGCUUAUUAAUAGCCCAGAUUGCCUUAGCCAGUGCCAGCUUUUAUUAGAACAAAGAGCGAUACGAUCCUUGUAAGGCUGAUGGAUGAUGCACUGCAUUGGAGAUGACUUGGACAAAAAGAAAAAGCAUCUAGCUUUCAGUUUCAUUACUUCCUAAAGUUUGUAAUCAAGGUGCAUGUAAUCUGUAGAGCCAUGUAUACCCAGUGUGCUGUAACCUGGUAUAGAUAAACAUUGCCUACUCUUAUUCCCAGCUGUCAGCUAUGAUGAAGAAAAAUUGUACUAAAAAAAAAGUCUUUAAAUUGUUCGUCUGUCAGCUUAAAGCACUCUUCUCAUUACUCAGUUUCAUUUUUGAUGUUUAUCUUCAUGAUUAAAUAUGUGUGAAAUGAUAGGAGAGUUGAUUCUGAUUUGAUGGUUCAAGCUGAGUUCAGUAUUGGUCUCUGUGUUUUCCAGGUAUUUCAGAGACAUCCUUUAAGACAGUCUGAGUAUUGGGAUAUAGUACCAUAUAAUUAUUGGGUAACACCUUGGAAGAACCAACCAAAGCCAUCAGGCUAACACAUGCUUAACUAGUUUAUUCAGCCAUAAUGUAAUUUAGUUAUUACAAAACCUGUUACAUAAACAAUUCAUUGUAGAAAAGUAUUUAAAUAUUUACAUUUGUCAGCAGUGUGUUGUGCCUGAUCCUUUAAUUAAUGUGUAAUUAAUGUAUAAGUUGUUUCUGAGGAAUCCAUUUUUGGGUCAGUCGUUGAGCUCUGGAUUGAUUAUUUAACUGAUGGCCUUGGGAGCUGGGGAGCCAAACAAGAGCAGCAAAGCUGUGCCUGACUAAUGGGAGUCCACGGUGUAUUCCAGAUGCUGUGCCUGGAUCUAAUUCCUUGUGAAACAAACUCAACAUGAAGUAGUGCUCCAAUAUACCUUCUGGAUUCCUGGUCUGGAUGCUGGAGACCAACCUAAGAGAAAUUCUGUAGGCCCCAACAGCUACCCAAUUUAUAUACGGUUUUCAUUCUUAUUUCUCCUUUCCAUGUGAUAUGUAAUCAAUUUAAGCAACUUAAAUAACUUAAGACUAAGAACUUCAGGUACUGAAUUACAUGUAGGUAAAAAAAUUUCUUUUGUGGUUAUGUUUGAAGUGUACAUUGCUGAACAGACUCUGAAUAUAUAUGUUUUUAGAUUACAUAGCUUUACUCAAUAGUUGGUAACAUUUAGAAUUUAUGUUGAAGAAAUCAUAAUUUCGUGAAAUUGUCUGGUGCUUUGAGCCAUUAGCAGCAUCUGUAGUUUCAAGUCCUUUAAUAGAGGAUCCUUCUGUUAUGCUUUAGAAAUUCUCAAAUUCUAAAGGCGUUGUACUUUAAAAAAGAAAAAGAAGAUAUCUUUGAUGCAGAGCUGAAACGGAGGUAAUUAUCUCAUGGUUCUAAAUCAAGUGAUUUAAAAGUACAUAUUUCAAAACUAAAAAACUGCACUGAAUAAUAAAAUUACUUGUAGUUGUGUGAUUUUCAUCAAAAGGGAUAAGAUUCCACUUCUGAUACUGUUUCUUUAGAUUGAAGCAAAGAUAUUACUAAGAUAAAUUUUCUUAUAAAUUUUUGUUCCACUUAAACCAAAAACCUGAUAACCACUGAAUAUGACUUAUUGACCCUGCCUUUAAUUAUCCUACUUUUGAAUUGCGUGUUUUGAUAUAUUUCUGUAGACAUCCUAUGCUUGAGUUCUAGCAGCAACUUGCCUGUCUAGGCUUGUAAGCAGGGCAUCUCCAUUACCUAUUGAACAAAGGAUUGACAUCCGAAAUUACCUUCUGAACUAUGUAACUUCUCAACCCACACUGGCUCCUUUGGUCACACAAGCUCUUGUUCAAGUCAUUGCUAAAAUUACCAAAUUAGGAUGGUUUGGCAUACUGAAAGACCAGCUUGUCUUCAAAGAUGUCAUCGCUGAUGUAGAAGAAUUCUUGCAGGUCACCUGACAAGAUGUUUUUUUGGCAAAACCUUUAACCCUUUGUGAUCAAUGGCAACGAAGUCUAGCAGCAUCUGCUGAAACUUGUACUAAAUUGUCUUAAUUUGGAUUCCAUUGGAAACUCAGCUGAUAAAUCUGCAGAUGACCUACACACUGUGCAGAUUCCAGGAAGCUGGAGAAGAAGUAAGAAAGGAUCAGAGUUGCUAGCAAUUUCUUCCUGGAGCCAGAGACCUUGGACCUGUUUUUUGAUUUGUAUCAUUGCCUUCCACCAAUGUUGUCUCAGUUAUUCAGUUUGCUUCUACAAGGGGAUCUUUAUUUAAUAAUCCAGAAGGUGCCAGGUAUCUUGGUAAUCUAAUCAAAGGAGCGAAACAAACACUCGAAAAUCCACAGAUGACAAACUAUCAACUAGGAGAGUUGUGGCAGAUUACCCAGAAGUUAUCCAGCUCAUAGCAAAUUAUACUAUCACUGGCCUGCAGAGGUGGCCUGGAAGAUCCACUGGAUGAUACAGCUACAGUUGUCAAGCAACUGGAGCAAUUACACAGUUAGCAGGUGUGGAUGUGAAAAGACCUGUACACUUCUUGGACAGUUGUUUGACCAAAAUGCACAAAACUACUGAAAACUAUUGCACUCUUCUAGUAGGAAUCCAUUAGAAAUCAGAGUCCAGGAAGGACGUCUGGCAUGGCUUGUCUGCUUUGUGGGUACUUUUGUGGGGAGAAGAUUAAUGCACACUGGCACUGAUGAACAUGAUGCUGUGGGUGGAGAAUUACCCUGUCGUGUUACAAACCUUAAAUACCGAGGAAGAUGUGAGCCUGUGAUUUCAAGAACUCUCCCGUUUCUAAAUGACCUUUCUGUGGAAUAUCCUUUUUUGGUGUAUGACUUCAUUUGCAUAUAAUAAGAGUAAGCAUUUCCCCUUCUUGGGCUUCAGUGAUAAUUACAAUAUCAGCGACCUCUGGUGCUGGACAGUGUUCUGUACUGCUCUCACCCGUCUUCUCAUGGUAAAUUUAGGAGGGUAAGAGGAGGCUCAAGCUUGUUGGUGAGGAGAACAAAAACUAGUACUAUAUUGGAGCUGACUGAGGAAAGGAGACAGAAAAAGCUGGAUGAACGCUAUGGAACUACUGUGAAUAAGAGGGAGGGAACAGAAGGCCUCAAGAAAGGCAAAUAAAAAGGCUGAAUCAGGUCAGCAGAAAGGAAUGGAGAGAAGAUGGUGGAGGAGUGAGCAAAGAUGGAUGGGAUUCAAGUCCACCAAAUCCUAUUGCUGCCAGCAGUGGCUUUGAAAUCUGACACAGCAUCUCAGCUUGCUUUGUUCUGCACGGGCAGGAUGGAAGGUGAGCGUUGUUCUGUGGUACUGAGCGAAUGGUGUCUGACAAACAGAGAAGACAAAAGAAAAGGAGGAAGGUGUGAAAUGCAGAGACAUGCCAGUCUCAGGUGAAGAUGAGAAUGAGUUUAAGAAUUUCAUGCUGCCCCUCACAGUUUCAUUUGAGAGUGUGACUCAGAUGCUCAACAGUAGUUUAGAACAAGAGGCAAAGCGUAUGUUGAUCGGGCUGGCAAGAGAUCUUCGAGGGAUUGCCUUUGCACUAAACACAAAGACCAGCUACACCAUGCUGUUUGACUGGAUAUACCCUACAUACAUUUCUGUUCUGCAAAAAGCUACUGAACUGUGGUACCAGGAACCUGCGUGUGCAACACCUGUAUUGAAACUGAUGGCAGAAUUCAUGCAAAACAGGUCACGACGUUUAAAUUUUGAUGGAUCAUCUCCAAAUGGAAUUCUUCUCUUCAGAGAAGCUAGUGAAAUGAUUUGUACAUACAGUGAUCAGAUCCUGUCUCUUGGGACUUUGUCAGAAGAUCAGGUUUAUCCGCUGAAACUCAGGGGCGUUUCCAUCUGUUACUCUGCACUCAAAUCUGCCUUAUGUGGAAAUUAUAUCCGCUUUGGCUUCUUCGAGUUGUAUGGGGACAACCACUUUGACAGCGUACGUCAGGCCUUUGUCAGAACGCUGCUUUCAGCAUCCCUCGGCGACUUGCUACAAUACUGAAAACCAAGCCAGUCUUAUUACCCACUUUUGGAACGUCUGACCCAAGAUCACAUGGAUUUCAUUACCAGCUUAGAGCCUUGUGUCCUGAUCUAUAUCCUUACCUCAGUGUCUGGAGGACUCACUGCUCUAGAUACAGUCGUCUCUUCCAGCUGUUGUGCUAGUUUAGACUACACUGUCACGUAGCUCUUCAAGCAUGUAGUUUAAGAGGGCAGCAAGGCUCUGUGGUGUACAGAAACUUCACAGAAUGGACAAAGAUUGCUUAAUUUCAUGCAGCAUAACCCAAAAGUUCUACAGCAGAUGAUGUCAGUCCUAAUGAACACAAUCAUUUUUGAAGACUAGAACCAACAGUCUGUGUCAGGACCACUGCUUGAAUUUAUACUUCUUGAUGAGAAGUACUUCAGUGAGCUGAGGGCAACUUUGAUAAACAGCCAGCCUGGCAGCAUACAGCAAGUCCUUGAGCAGUGCUUCAGGAACCUCAUGGAAGGAGUUGAGCAGAAGCUUUCAGUGGAGAACAGAGACUGGUUCACCCAGAACGUGUCAGUGUCGAGGGACGUGGCUGAGGUGCUGCACAGUGAAGGGGCGGCCGAUGCAGGCAGCUUGGGAAUGAAGAACUGACAAGGACUGGGGAAAGCAGAGCUGGCUAAUAAAUCUGUUCUGAAAGCUUUGGA
Molecule: messenger RNA, 4695 nt
Organism: Meleagris gallopavo (turkey)
Lineage: Eukaryota; Metazoa; Chordata; Aves; Galliformes; Phasianidae
Source: RefSeq, a predicted model, not a curated record